AUGGGCGCCAAUGAUCAUCAACUGUAUCUAUCUUCACCUGAUUCAACAUAUUCAAGAUCAUCAUCAAGAUCAUCACAAUCAUCAACUUCAUCAGUAUUAUUAAAUAAAACUCCAAUAUCAUCAAAAAGUAAAUCAUUCUUAAUUUCGGAUAUAUUAAAACCAAAUUUUGGUAAUCAUAAUAUUGAAAAAUCAAACAUUCCUUUAUCAUCAUCAUCACCAACAACAACAAAUGAUUCAUCAUCAUCAUCGAAUGCAAAUCGUGGAGAAGCAGGGUUCCCAGCAUGGGUUUAUUGUACAAGAUAUUCUGAUCGACCAUCAGCAGGUCCUCGUGCCCGAAAACCUAAACCAUGCGAGACAAUUGAUUCCAAACGGCCACGAACUGCAUUUACAAGUAGUCAAUUAGCACGUUUAAAAGAUGAAUUUGAUCGAAGUAAAUAUUUAACGGGCGAACGUCGACAAGUUCUAGCUAAUGAAUUAGGUUUAAAUGAAUCACAAAUUAAAAUCUGGUAUCAAAAUAAACGUGCAAAAAUAAAGAAAACUUCAGGUGUACGAAAUACAUUAGCUUUACAAUUAAUGGCACAAGGUUUAUAUAAUCAUGUAUCGUCCAUGAAUAAAAACUCUUGA
Adineta steineri is the source of this 624-nucleotide messenger RNA. The record is from the annotation of a GenBank genome assembly. NCBI's taxonomy places the organism in Eukaryota, Metazoa, Rotifera, Eurotatoria, Adinetida, Adinetidae.